AUGACGAGGGUAGGCCGUGAUUUUGGUGAUACGAUGCAAAAAGAUGCAGUCCCACCUGUCUCAGCUGAUGUGAUCUUUACUUCUAGCCGGUUUCCUACUUAUAAAAUUGGAGCAAACAAUCAGAUUGUGGAGGUGAAAGAGGAUCCCAAGGUGUUAUCCAUGAAAGAGGUGGUUGCGCGAGAGACUGCCCAGUUGCUGGAACAGCAAAAACGUCUCUCAGUUCGUGAUCUUGCCAGUAAAUUUGAGAGGGGUUUGGCUGCUGCUGCCAAGUUGUCUGAUGAGGCUAGACUCAGAGAGGCUGCUUCAUUGGAGAAACAUGUGCUUCUUAAGAAGCUUAGAGAUUCACUUGAAGCUCUGAGAGGGCGCGUGGCAGGUAAAAACAAGGAUGAUGUGGAGGAGGCUAUUGCUAUGGUUGAAGCUUUGGCGGUUCAAUUAACUCAAAGGGAAGGAGAACUAAUUCAAGAGAAGGCAGAAGUGAAAAAGCUUGCAAGUUUUCUGAAGCAGGCUUCAGAAGAUGCUAAGAAACUUGUUGAUGAAGAAAGAGCUUUUGCUCGAGCUGAAAUUGAGGAUGCCAGAGCAGCAGUUCAAAGAGUGGAAGAGGCUCUUCAGGAACAUGAACGGGUGUCUCGGGCUUCAGGGAAGCAGGACUUGGAAGAACUAAUGAAGGAGGUUCAAGAGGCUCGACGGAUCAAAAUGCUGCAUCAACCUAGCAAGGUUAUGGACAUGGAACAUGAGCUUCGAGCUUUAAGAAUUCAGCUUGCAGAAAAGUCUAAGCGUUCGCUUCUGCUCCAGAAAGAGCUGGCAACAAGCAAGAGGGUUAUCGAAAGCAUAUCACACUUAUAUGAAUUCGAUGGUCCUGAGGCUUUGGGUUCAUAUUUGCGUAUCCAACCUUGGUCUGAUGGAGCACCAGAACUCUCCGAAUGUUCAAUUCAGUGGUACCGAUUAGCACCUGAAGGUGGAAAAAAGGAGCUUAUUUCAGGUAUGUAG
Molecule: messenger RNA, 987 nt
Organism: Ilex paraguariensis (yerba mate)
Lineage: Eukaryota; Viridiplantae; Streptophyta; Magnoliopsida; Aquifoliales; Aquifoliaceae
Source: the annotation of a GenBank genome assembly